Messenger RNA from Brassica rapa (field mustard), 2196 nucleotides. RefSeq names its product 4-substituted benzoates-glutamate ligase GH3.12. Gene Ontology annotation, molecular function: acid-amino acid ligase activity. Lineage: Eukaryota; Viridiplantae; Streptophyta; Magnoliopsida; Brassicales; Brassicaceae. Gene Ontology annotation, cellular component: cytoplasm. The record is from RefSeq and is a predicted model, not a curated record.
GGAAAAGGUAAAACAGCAGAGGAAGCAGGCAAUCAAACAAAACUCUGAAACAAUAAUUUGCUAUUGCCUGUCAUUGAGUAGUCAGUUUUUUGAUGGGUCUCACCAAUAGUGGUGUGCUAUUGCCUGUCAUUCAGUGGUCCAGUUUUUUGAUGGGUCUCACCAAUAGUGGUGUUCGAUCUUUAUAAAGAAACCGCUGAUAUGGGGUGGUGAAUGAGUAGAACAAAAUAUGAGUCUAGACUGUGAUCUCACUGUUCUAGAAGAGCUAACAUCAAAUGCGAAGCAAAUACAAGACGAUGUUUUGACCAAGAUACUCAAAGCUAACGCGAACACAGAGUACCUCCAACGUUUUCUCCAGGGGAGUGCGGAUAAAGAGCUGUUCAAAAAGAACGUACCGGUGGUGAGCUAUGAAGAUGUUAAGCCUUAUAUCGAUCGUGUCGCAAAUGGAGAACCCUCUGAUGUCAUUUCGGGGGAACCCAUCACUGCGUUUUUAGUAAGCUCUGGAACUUCAAGUGGGAAUCAAAAGAUAUUUCCUGCGAACAACAUCUUCUUUAAGAAUAUUCAAAUCUUCUAUACGCUAGGCUCUCUCGUUAUGUCCAAGUGUUUCGAUGGUUAUAAGCAAGGAAAGGUGAUUAGGUUUACCUUCACUCAUCCGAUAUCCACAACUCCUGGUGGUUUGCCUCUUGCUCCUACGGUAACAAGCUUCACAAAGAGUGAAUAUUUUAGGAGCCUGCCAAAAAAUAGUCCAAGCCCCUACCAGAUCAUAAUGUGUACGGACGCCAAACAGAGUAUGUACUGUCAACUUCUCUGUGGUCUUGUCCAGAGAGAUGAGGUUGCAAGUGUUGGUGCUGUGUUCGCUGCUGUUUUGGUUCAAGUUAUCCAUUUUCUUGAAAAUUACUGGAAAGAGUUGGCCAGUAACAUCAGAUUUGGUCAUGUCAGCGAGUGGAUCACCGACCUUAGUUGUCGAGACUCUGUCUCUACCGUCCUUGUUGAGCCAAAUCCAGAACUGGCAGAUCUAAUCGAAAAUGUGUGCGGAAAAAAAUCCUGGCAAGGUAUAGUUUCACUACUUUGGCCUAAAGCCAAAUGCAUUGAAGCUAUUUUUACAGGAAGUAUGGCUCAAUACAUCCCAACAUUGGAGUUCUACACUAAUAAUGAACUUUCUCUAGUUUCCCUAAGGUAUGCUUCGUCUGAAGCAUUUUUCGGGUUAAAUUUGGAACCUCUAAGCAAAAAUGUGUCCUACACAUUUCUACCCAACAUGUCAUACUUCGAGUUCUUAGAUGUCGAUGGAGGAGCCGAGGGGGAGAUUGUUGAUCUGGUGAAUGUGAAGUUAGGUCGCUACUAUGAGAUCUUGGUCACAAACUUUUCCGGUUUACACAGAUGUAGAGUGGGGGAUGUUUUAGAGGUCACUGGUUUUUACAAUAUGGCACCUCAGUUAAGAUUUGUACGUAGAAAAAAUGCGGCUUUAAGCGUUCACCUAGAGUCAACGACUGAAGAAGAGCUUUUAAAGGCGUUGGCUCGUGCGACACUAGUUCUUGAAUCUUCGGAUUUAGUAUUGAUGGGUUUCACAUGCUAUGGCGAUAUCUCCACUGUACCGGGUCACUAUGUUUUUUACUUGGAGCUCAAAUCAAAAGUCGACAACAAUAUCACUAAUGUUCUAUCACUUGUUAACAAGGUACUAGUGGAAUGUUGUUGUGUCAUUGAGGAAUCAUUGAAUCGUAUUUAUAGGCACUUCAGGAGCAAAGAGGGUUCGAUUGGAGCUCUAGAGAUAAGAGUGGUGCAAGAGGGAACGUUUGGUUCUCUCAUGGACUUUUUUGUCUCCCGAGGUUGUUCUAUAACUCAAUACAAGACACCUAUAUGCUUAAACUCUGCUGAGGCUUUAAAGGUUCUUGGAGACAAGGUUCUUGCUCGCUUCUUUAACGACAAAUCCCCUACUAUCUGAUCCAGAUCAUGUGAUGAUGACCACCACCAAAAAAAAACUACAUCACCCUAAUAAUGAAGCAAUAAAUUUGUCUGGUGAGAGUGGUAUGCGUGUGCUUGUUGUUUAUGUCUUGUGUGCUUUUUCUCUUUUGUCGUCAUGUUUACUGUUGUGGGUGUUUCAGUUAAAUGUGAUUGAUGCAUUCUUAUGUUUUAAAAAAAAAAAAAACUGUGAUGAAAACCAUAACUAGAGAGCAUUGAUCAAUGAAAAUGUCUUGGGAUAAA